AUGUAUUGCUGUAGUGCACAAGAAAGCAAAAUGGACUAUAAGCGGCGCUUUUUGCUUGGCGGGUCCAAGCAAAAAGUGCAGCAACACCAGCAGUAUCAAAUGCCUGAGCUAGGCAGGACCCUGAGCGCACCGCUGGCAUCUGCAUCCCCAGCAUCCCCCUUGGUCUCCUCAGCUGCUGCAGGCAGCUGCAGCCACCCUGUGUCCCAUACGACUCCGAUUGCAGACAUCCAGCAGGGAAUCUCCAAAUACCUGGAUGCACUCAAUGUGUUUUGCCGUACAAGCACUUUCCUUACAGACCUUUUCAGCAGUGUAUUUAGGAACUCGCAUUAUUCUAAGGCAGCUAUGCAACUGAAAGACGUGCAGGAACAUGUCAUGGAAGCAGCGAGUCGACUCACAGCAGCAAUAAAACCAGAAAUAGCAAAAAUGUUGAUGGAACUAAGUGCGGGAGCUGCAAACUUUAAAGAUCAAAAAGAGUUCAGCCUACAAGACAUUGAGGUACUUGGGCGAUGUUUCUUGACAGUGAUGCAGGUCCACUUUCAAUUCCUGUCACAAGCUUUGCAGAAGGUCCAGCCAGUGGCACACUCUUGCUUUGCUGAAGCAGUAGCCCAGGAGAGAAGGAAUGUUAGUGGGGCUGGAACCUCAAAUAUAAGCCCCACAAAUGAGCUAGAAGAUGCAAUAAGAUCAUGGAGAGGAGCAGCAGAGGCCACAUCUCGACUCCGAGAAAGAGGCUGUGAUGGAUGUUUGGCAGGAAUUGAAGUUCAGCAACUUUUCUGCUCACAGAGUGUGGCAAUCCCUGAACAUCAGCUCAAAGAGCUAAACAUGAAAAUUGACAGUGCUUUGCAGGCUUACAAAGUGGCUUUGGAGAGCUUAGGCCAUUGUGAAUAUGCAAUGAAGGCUGGCUUUCACUUGAACCCAAAAGCUAUCGAAGCAAGCCUUCAGGGCUGUUGCAGUGAAGCUGAAGCCCAGCAAACAGGAAGGAGACAGACUCCACCUCAGCCCAUUCAGUGUGAACUGCCCACUGUACCUGUUCAGAUAGGAUCACAUUUUCUGAAAGGAAUAUCCUUUAAUGAGUCUGCAGCAGAAAACCUGAAGCUGAAAACGCACACAAUGCUGCAGUUGAUUAAGGAAGCUGGAUGCCAUAAUGGACUUACACCACGGGAUGACUCUCCUGUUACUGAAGUACUAAAUCAGGUUUGCCCUUCCACUUGGCGAGGAGCCUGCAAAACUGCUGUACAAUUGUUGUUUGGACAAGCGGGACUGGUGGUUGUGGACACAGCUCAGAUUGAAAAUAAAGAAGCUUAUGCUCCUCAGAUAAGUUUAGAAGGAUCCAGAAUUGUGGUGCAAGUUCCAUCAACUUGGUGUUUGAAAGAAGAUCCAGCAACAAUGUCUCUGCUACAGAGGAGUCUGGAUCCAGAGAAGACUUUGGGGCUAGUAGAUGUGCUCUACACUGCUGUGUUUGACAUACAUAGAUGGAAGGAAGGAAGGGAGCAAGCUUUGCCUUGUAUUCAGAUCCAGCUACAGCGUGAAAUCUCAGACUUUGGAAAUCAAGUUGACAUGCCAUCUGGAAAUGGAAGCAAAUCUUCAGGUGGUCUGCAAAAGACGUUCUCAAAACUGACUUCACGGUUUACAAAAAAAACUUCCUGCACCAGUACAAGUAAUACUGGAAGUUACUCAAUCCCCAGUACGCCUUCCAAAAAUGUCUUCAUAAGUUCCAAUUCAGAGGAGAAAGCUAAAAUGCCCACUAACGUAGAUGCAAGGUUACAAAGCAUCUUGAACAUCGGUAACUUUCCUAGGACUGCAGAUCCACUGCAGUCAGUUCAAAGCACAGAUAACCAGCUAGUGAAUGGGUUUCUAGUUGAAAGACGGGACAAUUUCUUCAAGCCGGAUGAUGGCAAGGAUGACAAAGGCAUGAAUUUACCAACUGAUCAAGAAAUGCAGGAUGUCAUAGAUUUCUUGUCUGGUUUUAACAUGGGCAAAUCCCAGCAGACUUCUCCAAUGGUGAAAAGAAGGAACUCUGCUGCAUCCUCUACAGCAGCAGAACAAAAAUCAGGAACAGUACAGCAGCAGCCGCAGUCUGUCUCUCACACACCACUGCAUCCUUCCCAGCAAGGCUUGUCACAGCAACAGCAGCCACAAAAGCAGCAACAGCAGCAAAUGCAGUAUUACCAACACUUACUUCAACCUAUUGGACCACAUCAACGUGUACCUGCCAAAUGGCUAACUAAUUCUUCACAGCAGCCAGCCCAAGCUGUUGGAGCUGGAUUGUCUCAUAUAAACCAGUGGAACAGUCCUGGUUUUUCAGAUUUAAGCUCUGAUUUAUACAGCUUGGGUCUUGUGAGCAGCUAUAUGGACAAUAUGAUGUCAGAGAUGUUAGGACAGAAACCACAAGGACCUAGAAACAACACGUGGCCAAAUCGUGACCAAACUGAUGGAGUGUUUGGGAUGCUGGGAGAAAUCCUGCCUUUUGACCCUGCAGUUGGCUCUGACCCAGAAUUUGCCCGCUAUGUUGCUGGGGUCAACCAGGCUAUGCAACAGAAAAGGCAAGCACAGCAUGUUCGUCGCCCAAGCAACACGCGUAGCAACUGGCCUCUCCCUGAUGAUCCUCAUAAAACCUGGCCCUUUCCGGAGUAUUUCACAGAAGGUGAUGUAACAAAUAGUUGGUCUGGUACUCAAGGAGACUCAGCCAGCUCAAGUGAUGAGACCUCUUCAGCUAAUGGGGAUAGUUUGUUCUCGAUGUUCUCAGGGCCAGACCUUGUUGCUGCUGUAAAGCAGAGAAGAAAACACAGUAGUGGUGAACAGGAACCUAGCACACUACCGUCACCACCUCUCCUUUCUGCAGCAGAUGACCGUAACCAGGAUAAUAAGACUAAGACCUGGCCUCCCAAGGCACCCUGGCAGCAUACAGCCUCUGUCACAAACACACUACCUGGUCAAAGUACAUCUUUGUAUCCUAUGAGCAGCCCUGUCAGCCAGUGGAGCGACACGAUGCAGAUCCUGCAGUCACCAAUGUGGGCAGCAGCCAACAACUGUGCUCCAGCAGCAGGACUUUCCUCUAACUUUGCCUAUGCGCAGCAGCAGCAGCAAUCACAGCAGGCUUCCCAGCACAAACAGAUGAAUAAGGGCUUUAAAUCUUUCCCAGUGAAGCAUGAACGCAGACCGUCUUACCUGCAUCAGUACUGACUGCUUCUCACGUUGGGAAAUGCAGCACAGGGCCAAACAUAAAUUACCUGUACUUUGUUUCACAAGUGUGUAUUGGCUAUAUCCUGUUUAUCUCAUUAAAUACAGAACUGAGGGGAUUCGUGUGAGAUAUGCAAACUCUUGAAUUCUGAUUUACAGUGCUGAGCAAACAUGGCCAAUAUGUUUGUUUGAUGUAUAUGAAGCAGCCCAAAACUGUGAUGUAGAAAUGCUUUUGAAAAUGUGUAUAUUGCCUUUACUUUCAAAAUUUUUUUUUAUUUUUUUUUUAAGAACUGCUGAAGGACUACCAUACAAGAAACACUGUAUUUUAUAGCUAUUUUUCAUAUAGAUUUAUAGUUAAACAUCUUACUGAAACACAUUGAGUAUGUUGAAGCAAAUAUAUAGUGGUCACUCUGCUCAACACUGUGUUUAAAUUUCUAACAGCCAAGCUGUAAAGCCUUUUCAAUUCUCUGUAAAUGGCCUGUGGGCAGCUCUUUUUAAGUGAAGUGCAGCAGCUUUGUGUGUGCCACACAAGUGUGUUCAUGGUGAGCCUGUUGCAGAAACAUUGUGAAAUUGAGUUUUGUGGUAGUUUCCUUACUCUUAAGUAAAGAUCCGCAACAGAACCACUCAAGCUUGUGUCACAAAUGUUACCUGAGCUGCUUAAAGUAGAUGGCAUCUGUGUGGAUAAUAAGACACUGGUUUUCAAACAGAUACACAGUUUCUUACUGCUUUGUUUUGCCAAAGGCAUAUCCACACAGUGCUUCUUAAACAUGCGAAAGUAUAGCUGAAAAGACUACUUGCAUAUAUUUAAAGUCUUAUUUCAGAUGCUACAGUUGAAUAAAAAUUGUGAGCUGGCUCAGAAGAUACUAAACUGAAAUGUGGGGUAGCAGUUAGUUAAAAAAACAUUAUUUUUUUUUAAAGGAUAAAGUAAUUAUUUGCAGUCAAUGUGUGCCAUUAAGUGAACCUGUGGAAUUAGGAAUAAUCUUCCAACCAAAGUGGAUCCAUGAGAGUGACUGGUGCUUAAAAAUUGAAGAACAAUGGGAAAUAUAUGUAUAGCUAUCCCACUGUAUAUUAACUGAGAUUACAGAGGAUUCUUUAUAUAGUUAGAGCUUAUUUAAAUUUUCAUAUUUCAUCUUUGAAAGAGUCUAAAAACCACAAUAUUUUCUGGUAUAAGAGUUUUGACAGUAUUAAUCUUAUUUUUGUAUUUUUCUUAAGUCAUAUCAUUCUAAUACGUUAACUACUAGUAAAAUGGAUUAUUAGUUCUAACAACAUAAUUUUUCAAUGAAGAUAAAGCACAUUUGUUGGUUUUGGUUUUACAAACUAAGUACAUCUAUAUCUAAAGAUACCAAAAAAUAAAUACAUUAUAUCAGUAUACAAAACACUAAAACUAUUAAACAUGUGGGUAUUUAAAACCCAUCCACCUUUUCUGUUUGUUCGGUGAUGGGCUGUAUUAGCAGGCCCUGAUUGUUACCUUUUGUGCUGUUUGAGGAUGCCAAUGUUGCCUGUAUUUAUGAUAUUGUCACCAUGUUUUCUGAAACUUCAUACUUACCAUGUUUACAAAGAUUUGUUUGCUGUACAUAGACUUUUUACAGUAAUGUGCUUUGCACAAUCAGUGUGGCUUCUGUCUGUAAAUUGUUUAUGGUCUGUACUACUAUGAUUUUGAAAACCCUCUGCUGAAAAUGUUAGUGCUUAUUUAACUUGAUGAAUGGUUUUGAGUUUCCUAAACCUUGUCAUUUAGAGCUAAUAUUAAACCCUAAAUUUGGUUGUACUUACUGGUUAUUCAUACUAAGACCAAAAUGGAAGUUAAUGAAAAUACUUAAUUUUGAACUUUUUCUAACAAGUGCCAAAAUUAUUGCUAUAGUUUUUGCAGUUUGUUCAUAAUGACAAAUGCUGGCAAGUUUCUGGACUUACAGAAGUGAAUUGCGAAAACAAAGCAAGUCUGUCUGCAUUUUGACCACGUAGGUGCUACUCUGUCCUUUGCUUUCAUCAUUCUGAACACUGGUAAUUUUAAGAAUUGUUGCACUUGGCAAAUGAGUCUUGCCAUUAAACUUCACUUACACUGCCAAGUGCAAGGGUUUGGUGCUUAGUUAACUUACCCUUAUUGCAGUGCUUCUUGUGAAUAGCUAAUGCUUCUGAACUGGAACUGUACAUUUUGUAUUUUAAAGCUUCUGUAAAAGUAAACUAUUUGCUUUAUUAAAGAUACACAUUUAAUAGGUCAUACCUGUUUAAAAUAUGCACCUUGCUGAAAAUGAGCAGCACCUUAAACUGUAAUUUUGGUUUGUAAACAAAGAUCUUAUUUCAUUAACAUGGGAUUAUUUAACCGCUUGAAAA
This is a messenger RNA of Melopsittacus undulatus (budgerigar), 5505 nucleotides long. RefSeq names its product granule associated Rac and RHOG effector 1 (gene GARRE1). Bases 1 to 3180 code for a protein of 1059 amino acids. The transcript has 13 exons. NCBI's taxonomy places the organism in Eukaryota, Metazoa, Chordata, Aves, Psittaciformes, Psittaculidae. Gene Ontology annotation, molecular function: CCR4-NOT complex binding. Gene Ontology annotation, biological process: Rac protein signal transduction. The record is from RefSeq and is a predicted model, not a curated record.